AUGAAGUUUCAUUCACUCGUGUUCAUCUCUACUUGUUCCAUUAGUAUUCUUGGGGCUAAUGCAGGCAAAUGGAACAGCCAAGCACGCUCUCUUCUGUCUCCCGAGCAUCUUUCGGCCUUGGGGGCUAAUGAGGCUGCCCGUCGAGCGGACGCAAGCCGUAUCGAGACUUCAAACUUGAGAGGAGACUCACUCUCAGCUCAUUCUAUGGUGCAGAAAUGGGUGGAGAAACAGCACCGGUUGUCUUCUUCAACAGGCACUAUUCCCCAGUUGGGGGUUAGCCCCGAAUCUGAAUGGGACUACAAAGAGCACGGGGCUGACUGGACACAAGGCAAAUGCAAGACAGGUACACGCCAAUCUCCAGUUGAUCUUCAUAUUGAAGGAUUGGAGGAGCCUCCUCAGAAGAACAUGACACAGCUAUAUUUAAACGCUUUCUCUGGUGAGCGUGCAUCCAUGAUGCCGACCAAGCUCUGGAAGAAGGGGGACUUCUUCUACACGUAUCCGAACCAGCUCAGCAAUGUCUUAUUGUACAGAACAGAUAAGGUGUUUCAGAUUCGCUCUGCUGGAGAAGGACUGGUUCCCUUAGGUGCAAUGUUUGGGUCGGAUACAACCGAAAUGUUCGUAGCGCAUCAGAUUCUGUUUCAUUCCCCCAGUGAACAUACCUUCCAAGGGGAAGCUAACAGACGAGAGAUAGAGAUGCAAAUAUGGCACUACUCAAAUGACCUGUUGUCAAUGGAAGCCAGCAAAAGUGUAAAUCUCACAUCUCUACCGUACAUGGCGCUCUUCGCCCAAAGCAGCGUCAACCUGCCUGAAGUUGAACGGGUGAUGGCUGAGAACAGCAAGAGGGGAAAGGACCCUUCCCUUCCUUCAUCUCAUUGGAGAGUUAUUUCUUUGACUUUCAUGAGCGAAGAGCUAGACCAGGCCAGUCUUGAAGAACUGAGGGGCCUCCCAUCUGAAAAACUUUUGAGAACGCUGUUGAUGGCGGACGUUUCAAACAAAAACUCGCAAGGCGAUUCGGAGCUACUUGAGCUCCCUCAUCCUUUGAACCUACAGUCCCUAAUGAUGAUGUUACAGCUGACAAAUCAGGAAUUCUUUGCUUACGAUGGGAGCCACACAAUGCCUGGAUGUGAGGAGAAUGUAAGGUGGUAUGUGGCUCGCCAACCUUUGCCUGUAGCUACAGAUACCAUGUUGAGGUUCUACAAAAUGCUAAAUCCAAAGACUUUGAAAUCAGUUAAGGAAAAAGACGGAAACUUUCGCCAGCUGCAAAAUGUUGAAGGAAACAUGCACAACGACGGGAAUGUUUUCCUAGUGCAGGGCUUCCCUCUCCAGGUGCUCAUUGCAGAUAGCUUGGGAUUUACAAACAUGUCAGACCAGGCAGAGGUCAACGCCACUACCUUCCAGGGAUGGCUUCAAGAGAGCAGUGCAGCUUCUACGCCCACGCGCUUUUCCUUGUUGGUGAUUUCCGUGUCACUUCUUGCGGGUCUGCUGUUGUGA
Molecule: messenger RNA, 1491 nt
Organism: Eimeria maxima
Lineage: Eukaryota; Apicomplexa; Conoidasida; Eucoccidiorida; Eimeriidae
Product: duplicated carbonic anhydrase, putative
Exons: 2
Coding region: 1-1491 (496 amino acids)
Molecular function (GO): zinc ion binding; carbonate dehydratase activity
Source: RefSeq, a predicted model, not a curated record